Messenger RNA from Prosopis cineraria, 1082 nucleotides. Its product is annotated as acidic endochitinase-like. Gene Ontology annotation, molecular function: chitinase activity. Gene Ontology annotation, biological process: carbohydrate metabolic process. Lineage: Eukaryota; Viridiplantae; Streptophyta; Magnoliopsida; Fabales; Fabaceae. Gene Ontology annotation, cellular component: extracellular region. The transcript has a single exon. The record is from RefSeq and is a predicted model, not a curated record. The coding region runs from base 24 to 914 and encodes 296 amino acids.
AGCAAACCAAUCUCUCCAUAAACAUGGCUUCCAUUAAACAAGCUUCUCUCUUGCUCCUACCUCUCUUGCUCAUUUCCUCUUUGAUUGAGACGUCCUCGGCUGCCGGAAUUGCCGUUUAUUGGGGCCAAAACGGCAAUGAAGGCUCCCUCGCCGACGCAUGCAACACUGGCAACUACCAAUUUAUUAACAUUCGUUUCUUGGCCGUCUUUGGCAACGGCCAAACCCCACAACUGAACCUCGCCGGCCACUGUGACGGUACCGCCAGCACCUGCGCCGGUUUUAGCAAUGACAUCAAAACUUGCCAAUCCAAAGGCAUCAAAGUGCUUCUCUCCCUCGGCGGUGGCUCCGGAGGCUACUCCCUUAACUCCACCGACGAGGCCAAACAGCUCGCUAACUACCUCUGGAACAACUUCCUUGGAGGAAGCUCCACCUCACGGCCAUUAGGCGACGCCGUUUUGGACGGCAUGGACUUCGACAUGGAGGCCGGUAACGGCCAGCACUGGGAGGAGCUAGCCAGAGCUCUGAAGGCGUUCAACCAGAACCUAAUCCUCUCCGCCGCGCCGCAAUGUCCGUUCCCAGAUGCUAACCUGAGCAAUGCGAUCAACACUGGGUUGUUCGAUAAUGUUUGGGUUCAAUUCUAUAACAACCCUUCCUGCAUGUACACCAGUGAGAACAUUAACAAUCUUUUGAGCUCAUGGAACCAAUGGAAUACUGUGCAAGCUGGUCAGAUGUUCAUGGGGGUUCCGGCAUCUCAGGCAGCGGCUCCGAGUGGCGGGUUUAUUCCGGCUGACGUGAUGACUUCUCAAGUUCUUCCGGCGAUCAAGGGGUCAGCUAAGUACGGCGGAGUCAUGAUCUGGGACAGGUUCAACGAUCUCCAAAGUAAAUAUAGCGACGCCAUUAAGGGUUCUCUUUAAAGAACUCAAGAGUUAAGUUUAAUCUUCUGGUCAAUAAGUAGCAGGUUGGUAGGAUUAUUGUUCCUACGGUACUGAAAGCUACAUGAGUGCAAUAAAAAUUUCUUCAUGGAAUGGAUGAAUUUGGAAUUUGGAAUACAUAAUGAAAUACAUAGACUGUUUCAUUUUCAA